Molecule: messenger RNA, 235 nt
Organism: Drosophila suzukii
Lineage: Eukaryota; Metazoa; Arthropoda; Insecta; Diptera; Drosophilidae
Source: RefSeq, a predicted model, not a curated record
CUGGACGUCUACUGGUCGUGGGAUAUGGCUGUGGUCUAUAUUUUGCUGAUCCUCGUGCUCGGUCUCGUGGGAUAUGUGGCCUAUGUGGUCCACAAGAAGGGCAUCGAUCCCAAGGACAUCCGUAUCCACAGCCUGCAGGACGCCAAAAAGCUGCUGCAGCCACCACCAAGUGGGAUCGGACCCCACAAGUACCUGGAGAAGAGGGCAUGAGGUUUUGUUUACGGCAACUCACUCU